Messenger RNA from Dibothriocephalus latus, 390 nucleotides. NCBI's taxonomy places the organism in Eukaryota, Metazoa, Platyhelminthes, Cestoda, Diphyllobothriidea, Diphyllobothriidae. The record is from the annotation of a GenBank genome assembly.
CUGUUCUACGCUCCGCGAUCUCAGAUGAACUUCCUCCAGCUUCUGCACCACAGGGCUGAACAGUCAGUUACGGUGAUGUGCCGGAAAUCCGUGGUCUAUUACGACAACGCCAACAAAAACUACAACUCUGCAGCCGAUCUUCUGCUCUCCAACGGAGAUGUCAUAAACUCCUACCAGCAUAGGCGGGUACGCGGGGAGAGUGGCACCUCGUACUUCGAGAUCAAAGUCAAGGACGGUUGCGCGGACCGUUCCGAGAACGGAGGAACAGCAACCUUUGAUCUGAUGGCUAAGAACACAGAAUACCUGCCUGUUCUCGAUAUGAAGAUGUUUGACUUUGGUGAUGAGUCACAGCUGCUGGGCUACUACGUUGAUGCCGUCUGCUUCUCUUAG